GUUCCUAGAACAGAUUUUGGAAGAGAUCCAGAACGCUAAAAAAUAAAUAAAACAUUCUAUUGAAGCAGUUGAAAUGCGGAUCCUACUUAAACUUGAAACACUGAAAAAUUGGAUUAAUGAAGUAGAAAACGAAAAUAAAGUAUUGAAGGACAGAAUAGAAAACUUGGAAAAAACCAGUAAAAAGAACAAUUUCAUUUUAUUCGGUGUAAACACAUCUUCAUCUGAUAGAAGCAUUUCUGUUUUUUGUGAAGUGAUAAAAGAUAAACUUGGCGUUCCGAUAGCAGAAGAAAACGUAAGUGAUCUUUACUCGUUAGGAAAAUCUAUUGGGGCUCCUUUGAAAAUCGAGUUUGUAUCAGUGAUUAAAAAAAGUAAAUCCUACAAAACUGUUAUAAAUUAAAAAACACAGGUCUAACAAUUACUCAAGAUCUUACCCAGAAAGAAAGGGAGGAAAACAAAAUAUUAAGGAAAAGUUUACAGCAUUGCAGAAGUACAUCUACGAAGAAAAGUUAUAUAAAAGGAAACAAACUAUAUGUAGGAAGUAAAAUAUACACCAUAGAAGAACUAAAAGAAAACGAUUAUAUCGCACAAGAACAAAAACCAAAAAGUGCUUCAUCCACUCCCCAUUCUAACAUAGAGACACCCAUUCGCAAAAAAACACAACAGAAAUCUGAAGAAGCUGGUAAUAAAAAAGAAGAGGAUAAGACAAAAGAAGGUAAAGUCUUAAUAAAGCAGAAUAAUAAAGUAUCUACUGGACAAUUUGUAAGAGAAAAAUAUAAGACUAGACACAACUCAAAUUCCGAUAUUUUAAAAUAAAUUAUUGUCGAAUCAAGCCCU
Molecule: messenger RNA, 834 nt
Organism: Psylliodes chrysocephalus
Lineage: Eukaryota; Metazoa; Arthropoda; Insecta; Coleoptera; Chrysomelidae
Source: the annotation of a GenBank genome assembly